GGAUUCUGUGAGUCUUUAGAUUGAGUCAGUAGGUUUGUCAGUCAGGGGUUAGAGUCUACGUGGUGAGGUUUGGAACUGUCAAUCCGGUUGUGCACUACACCCAGGAGCAACAAAAGAAGAUGGCCGCCUUAGUGAGAGAGAAUAGAGAAAGAAAAGAGCUCCUGAAGCAGGCGAAGCUGAAAGCAAUCACAGAGGAGCAGGCAGCGAAGAUGAAGAAGUUGGAAGAGGAGAUGGAGGAGAAGAAGAAGGCUGCCGAGGUAGAAGCAGCAGCAGAAGCGGAGGAGGAGAGAAAACGCAGAGAAGAAAAAGGAGAGAGCAGCGGCAUGAAGGAGGAGGAAGCGGAAUUAGAGAAGAAGAUUAGUGAGUGGAUUACUAAUUUAUCGUUGGGGGAAGAUGAGGAGGCACAAAUGUAUGUGCCACAGGAUGAGAAGGAAGCGUUAGCCAGGGCGCUAGCAACAAUCGAGGACCCCCUGGAACGGCAAGAAACAGAGGAGGAGAAAAAAUUGGAACAAGAGGUGCAGGCGCAGAUAGACAUUUCUGCCAAAAUGGAUAAGAUGCUGGGGUACUUGGAAGUGUUGAGUGAGGCUUGGCUGGAGGAGCGCCAAGCCAACUGGGGUCACGAUGUGGCCCUGAGUGCCAUGAGGUCAGGAUUCCGGGAUUUUGUGCGCGACCUGGUCACCCACGUUGGGGGCGAAGUUAGGCGGUUAAGAGAGAACGUGGGAAAGUUUUGUGAGGGCGCCAUCGAGAGUGCCAAAGCAGUAGCCGCUGUUGAGAGUGAGGCUAGGCCCCGUAAAGAGCCCGUCAAGCUUAAGUUCCCAUACGCAUAUGGCGGGAAGAAGGAGGAGAAUUUUGAUAACUGGGAGGCGAGCGUCAAUAGUUACGUGUACUUACAGCACAUCUUGACUGAGGAACAAGUCCUCGUCGCCUUCCAGACCCUCAAAGAUGAAGCGGCUAGUUUUGCUAGAUCCCUUGUGCGCGCAGCCGGUUGUGAAAACAACCUCAUUGCAUAUUCCAAGAUCAGCCCCCUUCCUCAGUUCUUCAAACUAUUGCGAGAAAGGACCCUCCAAGAACAUCAGGGUCAUUUGAGGCAGGUCUUGGAGAAACUCAGAGAAGCUAACUUCAAGAUCAACGAGAAGAAGUGCGAGUGGGCCAAGACGCAAGUGCUGUACUUGGGCCACGUAUUAGACGGAGAUGGCAUUAAGCCAGAGGACAGCAAAAUGGCGGCAAUUAGAGACUGGCCAACACCCCGAACAUUGACAGAGCUGCGGUCGUUUCUAGGCCUAGCUAAUUACUAUAGGGAGUUCAUGAGGAACUUCUCUACUAUUGUCGCUCCCUUGCGCAGGUUUCUCAAGAAGGAAGCAAUCUGGCAAUGGUACAAAGACUGUCCGUAUGCGCUGAAGAAGUUAAAGCGCGCGUUGAUAGAAUAUCCUGUCCUCAAAGUAGUUGAUCCGUCCUUGCCAUUUGUAGUCACCACGGACGCGAGCCAGUAUGGUAUAGGCGUCGUGUUGCAGCAAGACGACGGCAAUGGCUAUAGACCCGUAGAGUUCAUGUCAGCGAGGAUGCCUUCAGAGAAAGUAGCCACCUCAACGAAAAUGUCUGAUCAUCGGGCACAGCAGCAGCCACAGGUGGAAGUUGUGAUGAAGGUGGAAGGUCAACAACCUUCAACCUCCACUCCUCCUUCUCCACCUCUGACUGCUACUCAGCAGGAAAAGAAGGAGAUGCAAGAACAACUGCGGCGUCAACAGGAACACCUGGCAGAAUUGGAACGUCAGGAGGCAGCUGAGCUAGAGGCUGCAACAGAUAAUUCCAGAAGGGACUAUCUGUUGCAGCAGCUAGACAAGGUGCUUUCAGAUGGCCGCUGUGCACAGGUGACUAAACACCUGGCAGAGACGAUCAUCCUGGAGCACAAGAUCACCAGUUCUUAUUUCACAAACUGGGAUGACCGAUUUGAUCGAUUGGAGCGUCGGGUUGACAGCCUGGCUGCUCAGCAGUCUAAGAUUUUGGAUGCGAUUCAAAACUUGACUGCUCAGCUGUCAGCUGCCAAGCUGAUUGCCCCUCAGCUCCCUUUGAUAAAACCCAAACCUUCUCCUCCUUCUACCCCUCCUUCAUCUCCCCCUGGAUCAGUGCAUUCUUCCCGGUCACCAUCUCAUUCCCAAAGAGCCUCAGGCAAAGCCACCUAUGCUGUUGUUACUGCAGGAGAUGAAAGAGGUCCCAAGAUCCCUGCUCCCAACAAGUUCAGGGGCGAUGACCCCAAGACCGAUGUUGGGGACUGGGCUGCUGGGACCAAAGCCUCCUUGAGGGGCUUUGUCUGUGCGGAACAGACCAAGGUGGGGACUGUUUUGGGAUUGCUGGAGGGACCCGCUCUGAAGUGGGCUACCUCAACCUCCAGCAGUCUGCAGCAGUCCAUGGAGGAUUGGGCUUUUGGGCUUGGGGUGGACAAACUUCUGCAGGCCCUGGAGGACCGAUUUGCAGACAAGGAGCGGGCCCGCAAGGCUGUUGACAGGAUUGCUCGCCUGGGACAGCAGCGAUACAGCGGCACCUUGCAGGCCCUGUCGCAGCGCUUCUUCUGGAAGGAGAUGCGGAGUGAUAUGCUGCGUUAUGUGGACACCUGUGAGCUCUGCCAAAGGAAUAAGGUCCAUCGUAGACCUCCUUUGGGACUGCUCAAACCCUUACCCAUACCUGAUGGCCUUGCUGAAUCUGUGGAGAUAGACUUCACAGAUUUAGGCAAGACCACCCCUCGUGGCAUGCGUCAGGUUAUAGUCUGCGUGGACAGGUUCUCCAAAUACGCAGAGUUCAUCCCCUUGCCAGAGGUAGCUAGGGUUCCGGCUGUGAGAGCAGCCUUUUCUGAGAGGUGGGUCACUCACCAUGGACCGCCCACUUCUAUAGUCAGUGACAGAGACCCAAGUUUUUGCAACGAUGAGUGUCAGUCCUAUUGUAAGGAUUACCUGCACUCGCGAUUGGACAUGACUUCUGGUGAUCAUCCUGAAGCCAAUGGCCAGGCUGAGGUGAUGAACCAAGUCCUAUUCCAAUUGCUGCGUCCUGUCAUCUCUCCAGAUCAGCAGGACUGGGAUCUUCACUUGGCUAGGGCACAACUCAUGUACAACAUGUCUGUUCACUCCUCGACAGGGUUCAGCCCCUACCGGUUACACUGGGGACAUGAACCACGACAGCCUCUCGAUGACAUCAUCGAUAAGGCUAAGCCUGAUCUAACACCAGGCACAACAAAGUUCACCAGAUGCUAUCGUCUAGAUGUGGAAAGAGCCCGCGCGAACUUGUUCAAAGCCCAAAAGGCUAUGGUUGAACAAGCGAAUCGCCAUAGGUGGCCUUCCCCCAUCCGCACUGGUGACUAUGUCUGGGUGGCCAGUUCUGAGUUGUCGAGGGAGGAGGAUAUCUCCCCCAAGCUGUUGCCACGUUACCUGGGUCCAUGGCAGGUCCUAGAUAGAGUGGGCGCUGAUCCCUUCGGUCCGUCAUACGUUAUCGACGUCCCGCUGCAUCUACGUACCUACCCGGUCUUUCAUGCAUCCAAGUUGUUACCUUUUACUCGAGCUGAUGCAUUCCCAGACUGGCCCCCUCAGUUUGGUCCACCGAUCCUUGGCAAGGGAUAUGACAUGGAAUGGAUUGAGGAUGAGUGGCGCACCGGCCCCGACCGACAGUAUCUUGUGAGGUUCGCAUUCCAACCUCCUUCUGAGAACAGAUGGUUCUACAGAAGGGAACUUCUCAAGACAGCAAAACCAGAGCAAAGGCAACUCGGGAUGCCUUAUGCUAGGGAAGAUCCCAGUGUGGCCUUGCCCGUCAAAAGGGAGAAAGGGCUCGAGAUCUCCUUGUCGAGGCGAGUCAAAGAAGGGGAGUACGUCUCUUCCUUGUGGGACAUGUCAAUAGACAAGGGGAUCUUUAUCUGGAUCGAGUCUGGCUUUGAUGACGAUCAAGAGUGCGCGAUUGUGAGGGUGACCCUGUAUGCUCCACCAUCUUUUUGGGUCUUACACGAGAUUGAGUUGGCGCUUGGGCAUGGAAGCCUGCUCACAAGACCCUUGGGGAUAGCUGAGGGAGCUGCAACAAAAUGGGCGAGAGGCAGGGUCCUUGAAGGAGAGGAGCAGGUGGAGACCCGUAUAGAGAUCAAACUUGCCGAAGAAUUUGCACUACCUUCAGCCCCAUUGAGAGUUGUCUUGCCUGAGUUCCUAAUAGAAAAGAGUUUUGGGGGACAGGCAAGGGUAGAGGCCGCAACGGAGGCCGUGGCCGGUACCAGCAUCCUGGCUGAAGGAAAUGGUUUUGUUAAGAUCCUGCUCUGGAGGAAUACGUGCCUCAGUAAAGCGCUACUGUGCGAGUCGGUGAGCAGCUCGAUGCCCCCGGACCUUCGUGCCCUAUUGUUUCAAGGAAGGAAUUUAUCCGCUUUCCUAUGCGGCUAUCAUGACUUUGCUCUCGCGAAAAUGUGGGACGAAAAGGCGAUGUGGAGCAUGUUGCCGCUGUUCGUCUGCGAAGAGCUGAGUGAGGAGGUGUAUACUCUCAUGCUAAAGUCGCAGACCUGGAAUGGGUUGGAGGCUUCACUAAAAUCGAGGUUUCCAGAGGAUAGGACGGAAUGCCAACUCGGUGAAGGCCCCAUGCAGCCAGCCGGGGUUGCGUUAACACAGGGGGAAUUGAGUGGUCUACAGAGGCAAGUUGGGAUAUUGGAAGAGAGGUUGACGCGACUAGAAGAAGCCAGGCGUGGCAAGAGGAAGGUUCAUGAAGGAAUAUCAAGUGGACCGAUUGGGCAGGAUGGAACAGAGGCAAGGGAUGCUGAUCAAGACUCACUCCUCCGUAAAGGAACCCCGAAGAGGCGAGCUUGCCCCCCGGAGAGAGAUGGAGGCGAGAGGGUGAUUGAGAUAAAGGAGGAGCAGGAAUCUAGCAUAGCCCCACCUGUUAUUGCGUCUGAUCCAAAGAAGGGGCUCAUUAACGUGGAAGCAUCAUCAACUGCAAAUCGGAAGGAGCAAAGGAGUAAGAGGUGGCAAGAGCACUGGGCGAAGAUAGUGUGUGAUCGUUGUGGGAAGAUUGGCCAUGCCCCUCGGAGAUGUAAAGAAAAGGGGGUGACAGGAAAAAAAGGGGAACCUGAACCUCCCAAGCUGACGACGGCUCAGCGAAAAGCGAGGAACCUGGCCCUAGGAAGCUAAGGUACUGGAAGAGGGCAGUGCUCGCGACAAGUAGGAGCCACGCCGCAAGAACCG
Messenger RNA from Chara braunii, 5195 nucleotides. The record is from the annotation of a GenBank genome assembly. Lineage: Eukaryota; Viridiplantae; Streptophyta; Charophyceae; Charales; Characeae.